Molecule: messenger RNA, 1981 nt
Organism: Camellia sinensis
Lineage: Eukaryota; Viridiplantae; Streptophyta; Magnoliopsida; Ericales; Theaceae
Source: RefSeq, a predicted model, not a curated record
UCUUUUGGUUCCCACCUCUCAACAAUCCUUUCCAUCCAUAAAACUCUCUCUCUCUCUCUCUCUCUCUCUCUCAAUAGACAGCUCAAUUCAAAGAUGAGCAAAAUCAAACAACUGUUCCUCUUUGUCUUCUCUUAGUCUCAUCAUCAUCAUCAUCUACUUCCUUACCCUCCCUCAAGAGCUUCAAUGGCGACCGCUUCUCUCUCUCUCCUCCCUUCUUCACUCAGCUUCACAGUCACUCCCGAAGCUUCUUCAUCUUCUUCAUCUUCUUCCUCUCCUUUCUUCGCUGGUGGGUCUCAUCUUUGGACCCACAAGAACUUCGUCUCAAUUUCUUCAUCAUCUCAAUUGAGUAAAAAGUUAUCUGCCAAGCGAUUUGGUACGGUGGUCUCGGCCGCAGCAGAUUAUUACUCCACUCUCGGGGUUUCCAGAAGUGCCAGUGGUAAAGAAAUCAAGGCGGCUUACCGCAGGUUAGCUCGCCAGUACCACCCUGAUGUCAACAAACAACCCGGAGCAACAGAAAAGUUCAAGGAGAUCAGUGCUGCAUAUGAGGUGCUAUCAGAUGACAAAAAGCGGGCUUUGUAUGAUCAAUAUGGUGAAGCUGGGGUUAAAAGUACAGUAGGAGGACAAGCUGGUGCUUAUACGACUAAUCCUUUUGAUCUGUUUGAGACAUUCUUUGGGCCUAGCAUGGGUGGUUUUUCGGGUAUGGACCAGGCCGGAUUCCGAACACGUCAACGUAGUACUGUUACUAAGGGCGAAGAUAUACGUUAUGAUAUGAUUUUGGAAUUUUCGGCGGCCAUAUUUGGAGCAGAAAAAGAAUUCAAACUUUCACAUCUUGAAACAUGCGAAGUUUGCACUGGUACUGGAGCUAAGAUAGGCUCCAAAAUGAGGAUAUGCUCAACUUGUGGUGGUAGGGGUCAAGUUAUGCGAACUGAACAAACACCAUUUGGCUUGUUUUCACAGGUUUCUGUAUGUCCAAAUUGUGGUGGGAAUGGUGAAGUCAUUUCUGAAUACUGUCGGAAAUGCUCCGGCGAGGGUCGUAUUCGUGUGAAGAAAGAUAUCAAAGUUAAAAUUCCACCUGGAGUCAGCAAGGGCAGUAUUCUGAGAGUUGCGGGAGAGGGAGAUGCUGGACCAAAGGGCAGGGGCCCUCCUGGUGAUCUUUAUGUCUACCUUGAUAUUGAGGAGAUUCCAGAGAUCCAAAGAGAUGGCAUAAAUCUACGUUCAUCUGUUUCAAUUAGUUAUCUAGAUGCCAUAUUGGGCACUGUUGUUAAGCUUAAGACAGUUGAAGGAACUACUGAUCAACAGAUUCCUUCGGGUACCCAACCUGGAGAUGUGCUUGUACUGGCAAAGAAAGGAGCACCAAAGUUAAACAGACCAUCAAUACGUGGUGAUCACUUAUUCACAAUUAAAGUUGCCAUACCCAAUCGUAUUAGUGCCAAGGAGCGUGAACUGCUUGAAGAACUCGCUUUCCUAAGUAACAGUCCUGGCAGCCGUUCUCAAACUCGCCCUAGAGUUCAGCAAGCUGGAAAUACACAAAGUGAAAAUGGUUCUGUUACUGAGAAAACUGAUGAAUCAGAAGGUCAAGAUGACCCAUGGAAGAAGUUAAAAGAUUUUGCUGGGUCUGUUGCAAAUGGAGCUCUAAAAUGGUUGAAAGAUAAUCUGUAGUUCAAUACAAGGACUCGAACAAAAUUCAUUACCGCUCCGUAGAUUUUGUUUCCCUCAAAAUGGCCACAAAAAAGAUCAUGCACUUGGUCACUCUUGUUGAUUAAUCCUUUUUGGAUUGUGUUGAAGCAAUUGAAUUACCCCCUAUUGGAUAUUCUUUUAAUUUUUUUUUCACCUUUGUAACUUCUGGCAUGGGCUUAGUAGAAUAGAUGCACAUCUUCAAGUGUAUUGAUAUGUAUGCCUGAGCAGGUUAGAAUGACAAGAGAUAAAUGUAAUAAUUUUUUUUUAUAUCAAAUAUACAUUGAAGUUUUGCACUUCAUGGUCA